Molecule: messenger RNA, 1038 nt
Organism: Daldinia childiae
Lineage: Eukaryota; Fungi; Ascomycota; Sordariomycetes; Xylariales; Hypoxylaceae
Product: putative oxidoreductase bli-4, mitochondrial
Exons: 2
Coding region: 1-1038 (345 amino acids)
Source: RefSeq, a predicted model, not a curated record
AUGAAGGCCAUCAAGAAUACCAUCGGAGAAAACUUCGGUGGCAAGGCUCAUGAUAUUACAACCCACCCAUUCAGUUUGGACCAAGUUCCCGAUCUGACGGGAAAGGUUGCCGUAAUUACAGGCGGGAGCGAAGGUAUCGGCUAUGGCUGUACUUAUACACUACUAAAGCACAACGUUGCUAAAGUUUAUAUCCUUUCCAUAUCCGAAGAUGUUGUGGAGGGUGCUAAGGAAGCCAUCGCAAAGGAUCUGGGUCAAGAGGUAGCAGAUAGAACUAAGUGGAUGCUGUGCGACUUAUCAGACUGGGAGAGAGUAAAAGAGAUGGCCGAAGAGAUCACGAAGGAUACCGACAGACUGGAUAUCCUGAUAAACAACGCAGGACGGGGGAUCAUGACCUACCAGCUCACAGACUAUGGCGUCGAUAGACAUAUGGCCGUUAAUCAUAUUGGCCAUGUGAUCCUCACAUCUCGUUUACUUCCACUAAUGAAGCAGACCGCAGAGAAAGGUGAUAUUGUUCGCAUAUCCAAUCAGGCGAGCAACAUGCACCAAUCAACGCCCAGCGACACAGAAUUUGAGAGCCUGGAGGAGUUGAACCGCGACCUUGGUCCUAAUGCACAAUACGGGCGUAGCAAACUUGCGGCUAUCCUAUACGCUAGAUAUUUUGCUCGGAAGGUGACGAACAUGGGUUAUCCCAACAUACUCAUGAAUGCGACCCAUCCGGGAUUCGUGAGUACAAAGAUGAGCAAAGAAGACAUCUUUGAACCUUUCCCGCUGGGCGGAUACGCGAUGGCUGUCGGCCUCGAGCCUUUUAAAAAGGAUCAAUUCCAAGGAGCCGUAUCAACCAUGUUUGCCGCGACAUACACAGGGGACUCGGGCCAAUACAUUUGCCCACCAGCUGUGCCGGAGCCGGGAAGUAAGUUGGCGCAGGACGAUGCACUCGCGGAUAGGUUAAUGGAUUUGACCUGGAAAGUGGUGAUGGAUAAGAUGAAGAGCCAGGUUGUUGAACGGGAUUGCCCUCUUGAUGACCUUGUUAUGUCUUAG